Molecule: messenger RNA, 1356 nt
Organism: Chlamydomonas reinhardtii
Lineage: Eukaryota; Viridiplantae; Chlorophyta; Chlorophyceae; Chlamydomonadales; Chlamydomonadaceae
Exons: 3
Coding region: 157-513 (118 amino acids)
Source: RefSeq, a predicted model, not a curated record
CUCACACUUUCCGCUACAACACUCAAGGCACACAACCACUAGGAUAACGGCACCUCCACUACCCGCCCGCUCAAAAUGCUCCAACAAAUUGGGGGUAUCGCGGGUAUCGCUAAGCCGCGCGCAGUUGCAUACAAGCGAGCCGUAGCCACAUCGGCAAUGCCUGUUCGGCCCUUCAAAGCGGCCGUUGCAGGGGCAUGCGCAUCCCUGCUGCUCUUUGGGCAGCCUGUAAGCGCAGCGGGCAUCGGGUCUUCUGGCCUGCUGCCGCAGGGCAUGGAGACCCCGUCAACUGUUGUAGACGUGACGAAGAGCAAGCUGGGCGCGGCUGACGAGGUGCCGGCAGAGCAGCAGACCGAGAAGCUGCAGGCUGAGCUGACUCAGGAGGAGAUGGAGCAGUGGAAGAAGGUGAAGGAGCAGCUGAAGCAGCUGGAAUGCUUGACCGUCUUGUUGAUUGUCAUCUUGUUUAUCGGCUACUGGGCACUGAUCUACCGUGUCAAGCUCAUCUUCCGUGUCUAAAGGCGCAGCUCGCCAGCGCCCUGCCGCGGAUGCUACCAUGUCUGGGUGUUUCGGCUGCGGACUAGCGACGUGCACGCGGCAGACCCUCAUCGGCGCUGUGCCCGUUUCUCAGGCAGCCGACGCUGCGAACGACGCGGCCAAGGCGAUGCUGGACUCGGCAGAGAUUUGCCUGCUCCCCUUGGGCUUUUGAGGAGGAUGACGAUGAUGGCCGGGUCUGUCAGCGUGCUGCUCCCAUGUUCGUGCUGCUAGGUUAGUAGUGUUGCCGUUGGCGCAACAGCUGCAUCAAGACCCUGGUGUGGACGGCACCCCAAAGGGCAACUUGUGCUGCGGUGCGUGUGGGUUCGCUCACGUGGGAUCAGCGGCCUCUGCUGCAAACAUGGCAGCCUGUUGCUUUUGGCACGAAGGCUGUGACGAGGCCCUGGUGUGUACAGCGCCCAGAAGAUACCCAGGCAACCCAGGCUGGGGCGCGUGUGGGCUGGUGUUGGAUGAGACGAGCAGGCUCUGUUGCUAGCAGGUAGCCUGUCGCUGUUGGCGUAAAUGUUGCAUGGAGACCCGGAGACCCUCGCGUACCCAUAAGGUAACUCAGGCCGGGGCGUUUGUGGGGUAGUGUAAUAUGCUGUAACAUGGGACAAGAGGCGGAAGACAUAGGGAUGUGGUUACGGUAAUGUGACGCAUGCAUGCAAGUGGGCCUGCUCAGAAGCAGGGGAGAGGGUGUGCUCCGCCAUUCGAGUGCUCCGCCCAUGGGUCGGCAGCGAUGACUAAACUGCAGAAGUGGCCUUUCGGCCCCUUCCAAACCAAAGCGAAGAUGGAUACAAGCAGAAGACGCUUUACUCUUAACGUUAC